Messenger RNA from Acipenser ruthenus (sterlet), 3093 nucleotides. RefSeq names its product heparan sulfate glucosamine 3-O-sulfotransferase 3B1-like. Lineage: Eukaryota; Metazoa; Chordata; Actinopteri; Acipenseriformes; Acipenseridae. Gene Ontology annotation, molecular function: [heparan sulfate]-glucosamine 3-sulfotransferase activity. The record is from RefSeq and is a predicted model, not a curated record. Bases 282 to 1376 code for a protein of 364 amino acids. The transcript has 2 exons.
AAUUAAAUGCAGCAUCUUCUCUACUGUCAGUGUGAGCUGCAGAAGCACUGCUCUCAAAAGGCGUAUUUAGGAGGAGAUCGAGUCGGUGAACAUAAUGUUAAGGCUCAUUAUAAAACAGCAUGGAACGUAUUAACCACUUUCGGAGACACUGGAAUUUAAAAGCGCCCCAAACGUGCCUACUUCGUGUCUUUUAGUAACGCCUUUGCUAAAAAUGCAUGUGCAUUUCAAAGUUGACACAGUUAUUUUAAAAGCAUGGCUUCCAUUUGUCAUUACCUAGAGGUAUGGCAAGUCUCUAUAACCACUACUCGGACAUCAGAAGAGUUCUGCAAAAAGUGCUGGUCAUGUUUUCAAUUUUCACCCUGUGCGCUUCCCUGUUUUACUUAUUGGCCGGCUGCUGCAACUCUUUGCCUUUGGAUAUUGUGGACAGCAUUGCUGUGACCCAAUCUCCCCAGUUAUUUUACAAAACGUAUGGGGAAAGAUUUGAAAAGAAUGUCUCAAAUUCCACUAGUGGCAUGGUGGCCCCGGCUCCAGUUAUAACAUCUUUAGAAGGUACAAGAGCUUCUGGAUCGGAAAACGACAAUCCUGGCAAGGACUGGACAGCGGUGCGAAGGCUACCGCAAGCACUGAUCCUUGGAGUUAAGAAAGGAGGAACUCGGGCACUCCUCGAAUUUCUGCGACUUCAUCCCGACAUUCGAGCUUUGGGAUCCGAACCGCAUUUCUUCGAUAGACAUUACGCAAGAGGGAUGAACUGGUACAGGAGCAUGAUGCCUAAAGCCCUUGAUGGACAGAUUGUAAUGGAGAAGACUCCAAGAUAUUUUGUGACAGCUGAGACGCCUGCACGCAUCCACUCCAUGUCAAAGGACAUCAAGUUAAUUGUUGUGGUGCGGGACCCAAUUACAAGGGCAAUUUCCGACUAUACGCAGAUUAUAUCUAAAACUCACGACAUCCCCAGUUUUGAAACGCUUACUUUUAAAAACAGGACUACAGGACAAAUUGAUUCCCUUUGGAGUCCAAUCUGGAUUGGACUUUAUGCUCAACACUUGGAGAAAUGGCUUGCCUACUUUUCCUUGUCACAGAUCCACUUUGUUCAUGGGGAAAGACUGAUAAGUGACCCAGCAGGAGAACUAGGAAAAGUCCAGGAUUUUCUUGGCCUCCAAAGAAUCAUUACUGACAAACACUUUUACUUCAACAAGACAAAGGGGUUUCCUUGUCUGAAGAAACCAGAAGGAAGCAGUAAGCCUCACUGCCUAGGCAAAACAAAAGGCAGGACACACCCAAAAAUUGACACUGAAGUAAUCAAAAAACUGAAGGAUUUCUACCAUCCUCAUAAUCUGAAAUUCUACCAAAUGGCAGGGCAGGACUUUGGUUGGCAGUAAACUAGACGGCUUAUUCAUGAAAGAGACAAUAAGAAACACAGUUUCUUUAAGGAAAAGAACCGCAAAGCAUCACUUGAAAUUAUUUAUUAUAAAGAAACACAUGUGCAAUGUGUUUAGUUUUCUUUACUUGAACUGCCAACAUACCAUCUAAAAGCCGUAUACCAACUGCUGUAAUUCAGAAAUGUUCAGAAGACCCCAUUCUUACUGUUCCUUGUUGUCUUGUAGAUCAGUGACAAAUUCCAUGUCCGGAAAGCAUGUGUCACUCCUUGAGCAAAAUUACAGAUCCCUUGAACAAUGUUGAGGAAAGGCAGCUAUCUACAAUAAACACGCUGUUACAAGCAAGUACAUAAGCAAGUAUCGAUCCAUUCCUGUGCAUUUAAUAAGGUUAAUUUUUAAAUACUAUACAGUAUGUAUAUUCAUUUAAAGACUAUAUAGAAGAUCAUUACAUGAAGAGACUUAAGUAGUUUGAUUCUGGUUCUGUGAAUUGAUUUGAAUUCUGGCAAAAAGUCCCAUAGAAUUAAAGAAAAAUGACUUAAAGGAGAUGUGAUUUUGACCACAAUAUUAAUAUUUAUUGUAUAUACUGUAGCAUCAAGGUACUAAUGCUUUAUGAAUACAGUCCAAUAUAUUUUUCCAAGGACACAAAUAAUACUGUUUUUAUUCAAUUCUCAACUGGGUGGUUCUAAAAUAUUUGUAUUAAUUUGAUGAGGUAAUAACAUUGUUUUAUUAAUCUUUUUUGGAACUGUGUCCUAUUUUGAUUGAAGUGCAAAAGCAAGAUUGAACCCCAUCUACCUGCAACUGAGACCUGAAUUAAAUGAAAGUCUAUGGCGGCGCCAUAUGGCUAGAUAGCACCAUCAUUUUGAUUUAAUCCAGGCCUAAAUGGUUUCUUGCUAGUUUUUUUAUGAUUAUUUGGAAUGUUUUCCAUAACUAUUAAAAACUCAAUAGUGCUGAAUUAAUACUAAAAGAAACUGAAAUUCAUUGACAAACAUUUCGACUGGAGGUCUUCCAUCGAAAUGUUUGUCAUUGAAUUAUGGUUUAUUUUAGAAUUUCUUUGGAAUGCGUUACUCAAUUGAGUGAAUUCAUAUUUUACUGCUUUGAAAUUCUACUGGAAACAAUAUGAUUUUGUAGCUAGUAUUUUUAAAAAGUGUGUGUGGGGGGGGGGGUUAAGCAAGGGACAUACUGUACAAUGCGUCUCAUUAUAGGAAGACCCAACUAUCUCUUCAGUAUUAACACUGUCAUUUUACCAAUUGCUUUAUCUAACUUACGAAAGCCAUAAAUAUGUCUAUUUUAUUGAUCCCUUUUUUCAAAUCUGUAAAUGCAAAUUUAAUUAAUUUAAUACUGUAGUUUUAUUAUGAAUGUUCAUGAUACUGGAAGUAGCAGUUCUGAAGAAGUAUGAUCAUGUUUCUAUUAAAAUGUGUCCAAUAUCACAAGUGUACGUUAGAGAAUAAUGCUAGCAAAUAAAACACUAUUUACAAUAAAUAAUGUUCUGUAUCUGAUGCUAGCUCUUGUCCUUGUAUCAGUUAGGAACUCAUUCCAUUAGUUGUAGUUUAAAUUAAUAAGGUAUUAAUUCAAAUUGAGAGGAAGGACAAUAAAAGAAGACUAUGAUGCAUCACAAGCACCACACUUAUAAUGUCUUACAUUUGCAUGUACUUUGCACUAGUUCUGUUUCAACUUCAGGAUGUUAACAUGAAGGAAUUCAAUAAAUAUUCUGUUAUUUGUU